UGCAGACCGAGGAGGGAAGCAGGAUUUCGCAGAGAGGGAAGAGAGAGAGAACCUGAUUUUCGCGCCUCUGCUGUUUUCCCACCUCAAUUGGAGACCAUGGUAUUUCUCCCUGACCCCCGAUGGCCCCUGUGAUUGUUCAGAACUUGGAGAACAUCUCACCCACCUUCAUGCAGGACUGGACCCCCCACCUGUCUCCAGAGAAUAUCCCUGCCAGCUGCCAUCCUACCUUGGCCUUUGUAGCACCGCCCUCUGCGUCCCACUCCUCCCUCCGCCUUCCAAGAACCUAUGAAUCUGAGGGCAUGUUCCAGCUCUGGAGCAAUGAGAUGCCACCAGGUUCCCACACGGGCAUGGCUUUGGGGCUGCACAAGAUGUCCUAUCACGGGCAGAUGGCACCCAGCAGUGGCAGCAACGGCCCUGCCCACGAACUGCCGCUGACGCCACCUGCCGAGCCCACCUACUCCUUUGAGCUGUCCUCGGUCAAGAUGCUGGCACCGGCCGUGACGCCCACCUACGCCUUCUCCGAGGCCCAGGAUUUUUCCAGCUUUUUACAAGGCCCUCGGCCUUUGGGCCCCGCUGCUCCUCCAGGCGCCGGCUCUGUCGACGACACUCCUUGGUGGAGCCUGCAGCAGCCGAGCAACUUCUCUCUGGGCCGGUCCCUGGUCCUGAGCCCCCAGCCACCCCUGGCUGCCCUCCUGCAGGGCACGCCGAAAGGGCUGCUGGGCACAGCUCGGCGCUGUCGCCGCUGUAAAUGUCCCAACUGCCAGGCAGCCAGCGGGGCCAACGAGGAGUCGGGCCGGAAGAAGCAACACAUCUGCCACAUGCCAGGCUGCGGCAAGGUGUACGGCAAAACGUCCCACUUGAAGGCCCACCUCCGCUGGCACGCUGGCGAGCGCCCCUUCAUCUGCUCCUGGCUUUACUGUGGGAAGAGCUUCACCCGCUCCGACGAGCUGCAGAGGCACCUCCGGACGCACACGGGCGAGAAGCGCUUUGGCUGCCAGCUGUGCCCCAAGCGGUUCAUGCGAAGCGACCACUUGGCCAAGCAUGUCAAGACCCACCAGGGGAAGCGUGUGAGGGGCGUGGCAGUGAUGGCGGCCAACGUCGGCAUCAAGCAAGAAUAA
Molecule: messenger RNA, 1118 nt
Organism: Pogona vitticeps (central bearded dragon)
Lineage: Eukaryota; Metazoa; Chordata; Lepidosauria; Squamata; Agamidae
Product: transcription factor Sp5
Biological process (GO): regulation of transcription by RNA polymerase II
Molecular function (GO): RNA polymerase II cis-regulatory region sequence-specific DNA binding; DNA-binding transcription factor activity, RNA polymerase II-specific
Source: RefSeq, a predicted model, not a curated record